This is a messenger RNA of Jaculus jaculus (lesser Egyptian jerboa), 1608 nucleotides long. RefSeq names its product RNA binding motif protein 42 (gene Rbm42). The coding region runs from base 81 to 1493 and encodes 470 amino acids. The record is from RefSeq and is a predicted model, not a curated record. Gene Ontology annotation, molecular function: mRNA binding. The transcript is spliced from 10 exons. NCBI's taxonomy places the organism in Eukaryota, Metazoa, Chordata, Mammalia, Rodentia, Dipodidae.
CUGACAGAGUCGGGGAGUUGUCUGGAAGCCGCGGCUGCGGUUUGGGCUGAGGAACGGCGGCGAUAGCUAGCACAGUGGCGAUGGCCGGGGCGGGGCCGGCUCCGGGGCUCCCGGUGGCGGGGGGACCCGUGGUCCCGGGCCCUGGCUCCGGCAUCCCGGGCAAGAGCGGCGAGGAGCGCUUGAAGGAGAUGGAAGCGGAGAUGGCCCUGUUUGAGCAGGAAGUCCUGGGAGCUCCAGUGACCGGAAUCCCGACUGCGGUGCCCACCGUAGAAGCCAUGCAGGUCCCAGCCGCUCCCGUGAUCCGCCCCAUUAUUGCGACCAACACAUACCAGCAGGUCCAGCAGACCCUAGAGGCCCGGGCAGCUGCUGCAGCCACAGUUGUUCCCCCCAUGGUGGGUGGCCCUCCUUUUGUGGGCCCAGUUGGCUUUGGCCCUGGGGAUCGGGGUCACCUGGACAGUCCAGAAGCCCGGGAGGCCAUGUUCCUGAGGCGAGCAGCUGUGGCCCCUCAGAGGGCCCCUAUCCUGCGUCCAGCCUUCAUCCCCCAUGUGCUACAGAGAGCAGAUUCUGCUCUUUCUCCAGCAGGUGGUCCCCGCCCUAUGGCCCUGCGGCCCCCUCAUCAGGCCCUUGUGGGACCACCUCUGCCUGGGCCUCCUGGACCACCUAUGAUGCUACCACCAAUGGCUCGGGCCCCUGGACCUCCUCUGGGCUCCAUGGCUGCUCUGCGGCCUCCCCUGGAAGAGCCAGCAGCGCCCCGAGAGCUGGGCCUAGGCCUGGGGCUGGGCCUGAAGGAGAAGGAAGAGGCAGUGGUGGCAGCAGCGGCUGGGCUGGAGGAGGCUGGUGCAGCAGUGCCUGUGGGGGCAGGAGGAGCGCCAGCAGGCCCAGCAGUCAUCGGGCCCAGCCUACCACUGGCCUUGGCCAUGCCCUUGCCUGAGCCUGAGCCCCUGCCGCUCCCACUAGAGGUAGUGCGUGGCCUACUGCCCCCACUGCGCAUUCCUGAGCUCCUGUCUCUGCGUCCACGACCUCGGCCACCUCGACCUGAGCCACCCCCUGGUCUCAUGGCUCUUGAGGUCCCAGAGCCACUGGGUGAAGACAAGAAGAAAGGCAAGCCAGAGAAAUUGAAACGCUGCAUUCGCACGGCAGCAGGGAGUAGCUGGGAGGACCCCAGCCUGCUCGAGUGGGAUGCUGAUGACUUCCGGAUCUUCUGUGGGGAUCUAGGCAAUGAGGUGAAUGAUGACAUCCUGGCACGAGCCUUUAGCCGUUUCCCAUCCUUCCUUAAGGCUAAGGUGAUCCGUGACAAGCGCACAGGCAAGACCAAGGGCUAUGGCUUCGUCAGCUUCAAGGAUCCCAGUGACUAUGUUCGCGCCAUGCGUGAGAUGAAUGGGAAAUAUGUGGGUUCACGCCCCAUCAAGCUUCGCAAGAGCAUGUGGAAGGACCGGAACCUGGACGUGGUCCGCAAGAAGCAGAAGGAAAAGAAGAAGCUGGGCCUCAGAUAGGGAUAGGGCUGCAGCAGCCUCCCACCCACCUGGCCAGUGCUGGCUCUCCCUGGAUGGCUUUGGAAAACCCCCACCUAUCCCAAAACCAGUUUCAAUAAAUGUACCUUCAUUUCCA